Messenger RNA from Ostrinia nubilalis (European corn borer), 1135 nucleotides. RefSeq lists its product as uncharacterized. The record is from RefSeq and is a predicted model, not a curated record. Gene Ontology annotation, cellular component: extracellular region. The transcript is spliced from 6 exons. The coding region runs from base 84 to 1091 and encodes 335 amino acids. Lineage: Eukaryota; Metazoa; Arthropoda; Insecta; Lepidoptera; Crambidae. Gene Ontology annotation, molecular function: chitin binding.
CUAAAUUACAUGUUUACUUAUACUUUUUCGUAAAACACGCGUAAUUUGGGUGCAAAUAGUCGUGUGUUAGAACUGCCUCCAAAAUGUGGUUAAAAGUGAUUUUACUUUCCGUUUUCGGAUUCACCAGCUCGCUGACCACCUCAUUCGACCUGGGCGGGGUGCUAUCAGGAAACCGUAUGGCAGGAGUUCCCCUGGGCCGUUCCCUGGGCAACGGGGAACUGGACGUGGAGGGCAUAUGCACGGCCCCUGGUGUCGCCUGCGCGAAUUGUUCCCUGGCUGUCACUUGUGUACCCCUGCCUGUGGGGUACCUGAAGGUGCCUCUACAAUCCUGCAAUAAUGGUCAAACCUGCGACGCCCGCCUCGGCCAGUGUUCAGACACGCCAGUGCCAGAGUGCCAGAAGGACAGCCAGGAGUACGAACAUACCUGUGAACAAGUGGGCAUAUUCCCGGACGCGCACGACUGCAGGAAGUUCCACCUAUGCUCCCCGCCUGAGGGUUCACCCUUCGGUAGACCAGCAGACCACAGGACCGCGUUGUGCCCACGACACUUCGGGUACGAUCCCCGAACGGCACAGUGCUCGGUGAAACUAGAAAAGGGGCAAUGUAGCGAGAAACCUGUGCCAAACUGCCACUUCGUGGGCCAGAACGGACCCCUGCCAUCCAGUCCCAACCACUACUACGUCUGCCUACUGAAGAAGGACCAACUUUACCCCCAGGUAUUCCUCUGUCCCCACGGCUGGUACUAUUGGAGCGAGUUCUGUCACCCUGAACCAAAAGUUGAUGAAAGCACAACUCCUAAUGGCCUCACCGAUUCACGAAGUGCUGCAACAGAAGAAAUUCCUACAACUACAGAAGUAAAGAAAGAAGUCAAAGAAGCUAAAGAAGUCAAAGAAGAGAAAGAAGUCAAAGAUGAAGCUAUUCCCAGUUGGAUAGACACUUUCUUCUCUACAGAAAAGGCUACAACUUACAAAGCUGACGCGUUCCUAGCUGAUAAGUAUGACUUAAUGAACUAUGAAAGUACGGACGAACUGAUGCCACCUUCCUACGAUUUUGGGAACGUGUAUGAAAGAAGUGAAGAAGAAUUUUGGUAAGAUAUUAUACCUGAAAAACAACUCACAUUGGUUCUUGAUAAAGU